UGCACGUAAGUAUGUUCAUAUAAACUAAGGUCAGGUCUAAAUAUUUUACUUCACUUUGGUAUACAGCUCCAGCAUGUACCGGACAGUUCGCAGUGUAUUACUGAGCUUUUCAUUUGCAAUUAUAUUGAAUUUUCAUCAGGGCAACUGUGCUGUAAGUUAAUGAUAAAGUGAUAAGAAAAAUUGAAACUAUUUCACAUUCAUUCUAAAAUUUCAGCGUAUGAAAGAGUUUGUUGGUGAAAAAGUGGCGACUUGCAGUUCCCCCAAUGCAGAUCAAUUCAUUAUUAAAUUUCCAGGACCGUUGAAUUACACUAUGGGCAGCAACAUAGUAAGAUUUCACGGAAACUUCACCGUAACGGAGACUAUUCAGGACCCACUGGAGAUGAUAGUUAUACCGAACCGGUGCACCAUGGACAUGAAAUCCUGCGAAUUGUUCAACAAACUUACUCUCUCGAACAUCUGCCGGUACAUCAACGACGACGCUGGACUCUUGGCACCAUUUUUCAAAAGCAUGGAACCAAAGUUUCAAUGUCCCAUCAAACCCGGAACAUACCAGUUUAAGAAUUCGGUUGUUGAUCUUACCUUUUUCACGAACUUUCCUCUUGAGGGUUAUCGCUGGCAGGCAAGCUUGAAGCUGUAUUCUACGAAGAGUAAACCGAAGAAGGAAUUGUACUGUCUCUCGGCGCAAAACUCAAUGCGGUGGGUGAAAAAAUCGUGAAUCGUUUUGUGUUGAGAAUGGAUAAUCCAUUCAGAAAUGAGGAUUGUGACCUAGAAACACAUUUUCUACAUAGAAGAUGUUUCAAUUAAACAAUAAAUAGUCAACUUAACAAAGUUGAACAACUAGAUCACAGUAGAUAGAUUCAUAAAAAAAAGUUGAAGACCCAAUGCUA
Aedes albopictus (Asian tiger mosquito) is the source of this 887-nucleotide messenger RNA. RefSeq lists its product as uncharacterized. NCBI's taxonomy places the organism in Eukaryota, Metazoa, Arthropoda, Insecta, Diptera, Culicidae. The transcript is spliced from 2 exons. The record is from RefSeq and is a predicted model, not a curated record. Bases 218 to 715 code for a protein of 165 amino acids.